UGAAAACAGACAAGAGCUGGUGAAUCUGGGCUGGAACACGUCAGCCAUAAAAAUAAUUUAUUUUUUUAUUUAUGAGUAAAAGUGACAGAUAUAAGCUACUGACUAAAAACAGUAGAGUUAUUUUGAAAACAGUGACUCAUAAAUUUUCAGAUAUAAAACAUCACUUUAUUUUGACGAACCUAAAGCAGGUUGAAUGUGGUUUCACCACAAAACGUGACAGGUGGCAGUUUAGUCGUGGAGGGAGCUGCCGCUCGGACCCGGACCCGUCGUCCUGAUUGCCGCCUGUUGCGGGUUGAGACUCUGGCGUCAGCAGAUGGAGCCACAGUGUUGGUGCCACUCUUUUUUUUCCGAGUCGCCACAGUGUGGGAACAAAGUUAACGCUGUUGUACGAGUUCUAAGCAGCCGGGCGCGGAUUGGCUGAAGCGUUCAACCAAUGGGAGCCGGCCAGAACAGGAAAACAAUAGUCCUGAAGGUCCGUGUGAAGUCAAGACUAUUUUUGGUGGGGCCCGCCUCGCUUGCUAUUUCUGUCAGCGGGAGAGCAGAGGGGAGGGGGCAGGACUCGAGGGGCCGGACUUUCUUUUCUGCAACUUGCUUCCAAUAAGUCUCUUUUCUUUCCUCCUCCUGUGCGCUGUCUGUCUGCCGACAACCCCGGCGGCUCUCACCAUCACCGCUCGAUAAGGCUCCCCGUUUCCUUGGAUGCACGCGCUCCGAGACCUCCUCGACUUCCGCUGGAUUACCCUCGAGCGCGCGGACUCGGACUUUCCGGAGGGACUUUCGGGUUUUGCCGGGUUGCGUCGCGCGAGAUGUUGACUAGCAUCGCCACGCACUCUGGAUAGACGUCAACUAGUUGUGGAUGCAUUUUGCCAUGUGUGCGUUUUCUCUGCACACUCAUCCCUGAGUGAAAUGCUGCGUCGGUCACUGCAUCUGAUUCAAAUAUCAGGCCGUGUGGCCUUGCAUCACAGAUGGACUCGGCUCCUCUGGGGACUUCAUAAAGACACGCAGACAGGACCGCGCAUUUCAUACGGUGACAGAUUCCUCGGCUGCGGCGCCGUUGUCGUGUGGAGCAUUGUUUCCCAUGGACCUCAGGGUGGGAGAGCGGGGGAUGCGGCCUGGAUCGGACACGGCGCUCCUCACCCCGCUGCACCCGCCUCUGCUCCUCUCCCCGUUCUCCUCUCAGCCCUGCACCUCCUUCUCCCAACAGCAGCUGCACCAACAAAUCAGGUUUAAUAUGGAGCAGAGGAGGAGAGAGCAGGAGCAUCACGAGAAACAGCAGGAGCUGCAGCAACUAAAGCACAAGGAUAAGAGUCAGCAGAGUGCGGUGGCAAGUUCGCUGGUGAAACAGAAACUGCAGGAGGUGAUUCUGAAGAAGCGCAAACAGUUGGCGCUGGAGAGGACGAACAGCCUGAGCGUAGCUCCCGUAGCAUACAGAAAUCUGGGCCCAGACCCAAAUGUGCCCCCCCAGCCUCUGGCCUCCUCUCCGUCACAGCCUUCGUCCGACGGUUCCGACGGGACGCCCUUACGCAGAGCAGCAUCUGAGCCCAAUCUCAAGGUGAAGCACAAGCUGAAGAAACACUUGACCACCCGCAAGAGCCCGCUGACCCGCAAGGAGAGCGCCCCGGCCAGCGUCAAGCACAGAGUGCCCGACACACUGGACUCGUCCCCCAGCAGCAGCAGCACUCCAGUGUCCGGCUGCAGUUCCCCUAAUGACAGUCUGCCCAAUGAGAAUGGGCUGCUGCCAUCUGCAGGAGGUCUCUCACAUGAGGCCCAGAAGCUGCUGCUCCGUGAUGGGACUCUGGCUAACUUCACCAUUCAGAGUCCCUCCACGCUGCCCACCAUCACGCUGGGACUCCCAGCCAACCCCAGGGGUGAAGGAGAGCUGCCCUCCCUCAAGGUUGGGCGCGUGCCGGUGGUCGCGGCCGGGGGCUCGCCCGUCUUCCUCCCGCUGAGCAGCAGAGAGGACCCCGCUGGGCAGCUGAGCCCCCACCUGCCCGUCAUCAUCCUGGAGCCGUCUGGACUGGUUCACACCCCACUGCUCACUGCAGUUCCCGGCCUAGACUCCGUCCCGCUGCAGUUUGCGUCCCAGUUAGACCACCUGUCUCCCGGAGCGGCUCAGCACCACAAGCCCCUGAGCAGAACACGCUCAGAACCUCUGCCCCAGAGCCCCAGGACCCUGCACGCACACUUCCUCCAACAACAGCACAGCACACAGCUACUGGAGCGGCUCAAGCAGCAGACUCAUUUGGGGAAGCUCAUGUCAAAGUCCAGUGAGAAGCCCAGGCUGCAUCAGAUUCCCUCUGAGGACAUGGACUCGGAGGACGGCGGGCGGGCGUCGCCCACGGAGCCCACGUAUCAGAGCAGAGCGAGGGCAGAGUCCCUGAGGGAGGCGGAGCCCACAGCAUCCAAAAGCCACGAAGAGCAAAUCAACCUGCAGCACGCACUCAUCCUCAACCAGUCAUUGCUAUGGGAACAGCAGAAGCAGCUGCAGCAGCUGCAUCGACAGAUGGAGACCCUGGCGGUCCCCAUGUUGCGGAGCAGUAGUGGGGCCGGCGGCGGCCUGGGCGUCCACCGACCGCUGUCACGCACGCAGUCGUCGCCAGCGUCCACCUCCCUCACGCUGCCGGAGAAACCGCUGAGCUUGGCCGCGCAAGACGCCACAAGCAAGCCGCGCUUCACCACCGGUCUGGUGUAUGACUCCCAAAUGCUCAAACAUCAGUGCACAUGUGGGGACAACAGCAGUCACCCAGAGCAUGCUGGGAGAAUACAGAGCAUUUGGUCCCGGCUGCAGGAGAGAGGCCUCAGGGGGCAGUGUGAGAGUAUUCGUGGCCGUAAAGCCACUCUAGAGGAGCUGCAGUCGGUCCACACGGAGCGUCACGUGUUGCUGUACGGCACCAACCCUCUGAACAGACUCAAACUGGACAACCGCAAACUGGCCGGAAUCCUCUCCCAAAGAAUGUUUGUGAUGUUGCCGUGCGGGGGAGUCGGGGUUGAUAACGACACCAUCUGGAACGAGUCGCACACCUCCACGGCGUCGCGCAUGGCGGCCGGCAGCGUGGUGGAGCUGGCCUUCAGAGUGGCCAAGAGGGAGCUGAAGAACGGCUUUGCUGUGGUCAGACCUCCGGGCCAUCACGCGGACCCCUCCAACCCAAUGGGUUUUUGCUACUUCAACUCGGUGGCCAUAGCUGCUAAGCAGCUCCAACACAAGCUCAACGUCAGCAAGAUCCUGAUCGUGGACUGGGAUGUGCACCAUGGCAACGGCACCCAGGAAGUGUUCUACAGCGACCCCAGCGUCCUCUACAUCUCGCUCCAUCGCUACGACGAUGGGAACUUCUUCCCUGGCAGCGGCUCGCCGGCCGAGGUGGGUUCCGGAGCAGGCGAGGGCUUCAACGUGAAUGUGGCGUGGACGGGAGGACUGGACCCACCCAUGGGGGACGCGGACUACCUCGCUGCGUUCAGGUCCGUGGUGAUGCCCAUCGCCCAGGAGUUCUCCCCGGACGUGGUUCUGGUGUCCGCUGGGUUCGAUGCCGCCGAGGGGAACCCCGCUCCUCUGGGAGGCUACAAGGUCACGGCCAAGUGUUUCGGUUUCCUGACCCGCCAGCUGAUGUCUCUAGCAGGGGGUCGUCUGGUUUUGGCCCUCGAGGGGGGUCACGACCUCACAGCAAUCUGUGAUGCGUCUGAGGCCUGUGUCAGUGCACUCCUGGGCAUACAGGACCCGCUGCCAGAGGAAGUCCUGCUUCGGAAGCCGAACGCCAACGCCGUCCACUCGCUGCAGACGGUCAUACAGAUACAGAGUCAGUACUGGCAGAGUCUGAAGGCUCACAGUGGCUCGGUGGGUCUGUCCUACGUGGCUGCUCAGAGAAGAGACUGUGAGGAGACGGACGCCGUCAACGCCUUGGCCUCGCUCUCCGUGGGAGUCCUCACUAGCAAGAGCCCGUCCGACGAGCCGAUGGAGGACGACAGCGACUCCAUGUAGGAGAGUCGGACCUCCCAAGAUCAUUGGGCCCAACUCGUAGCGCUGUGCACUCACUUGACCGCGAUGGGAGACUCAUUUGUAACACGUCUGAGCCACAUCCGUCUGCCUUAUUCACACAUUCACGAACACGCCAUGCUGAACCUCUGAAGCACCUCGAUGCUGGUAAAUACUGAAGCCUCACCUAAGAGCGAUGCAAGAGGACAUGUUCUGUGUCCUGACUGACGGUGGAGCGUGUGCGAGUACUGUUUGUAGGUGCAGAUCCACAGCUCUGACCAGGGUCCUGACAGGAAAGCAGCUCCGAUUCUGCCACCAGCGGCUGUUUGGUGCCUUUACUUCGCCUUAACCAGAGGGAUUUAUGAAUGCUCUUUUGCAACUUCCUGUAUCAGUUGAAGCAGCGACGGGAAGCAGAACCUACUGUAUGACUGGGUUAAAGCAUGCGUUGUGUGCGCGAACCUGACGGAGAGGAUGCAAAACAAGAAGGAACGGCCACAUCAAAAAGGGGCGGCGAUGGAAAAGAAGACACACGUGUGUGUGUGUGUUGAUGAUGUCAUCACAUGCAGUUCAACCACUAAAACAAGACAACAAAGAACUCAGUGGAAACAGAGGAAAUGAAGACCCGAAACAGACAACUGUGGUUUAGUAGAAACAAAGACAGGGCUAAUGUCCUCCUUGUUUUAUUGCACUGCUCAUUCCGUAAUGUGAACCAUAAGAAAUUCCAAAGCUCUGGGAUAGAAAAGCGUCUCUUUCUAGGCUAUUUAAUACUUUUUGUGGAUUGGGAUGACACAGUGUUUCUAUAUAUGACCCCCUCUUUUGAACGGAGAUGUCUUACAAAGUCUUUUAGGACGCACAGAGGCCAAAAUACUGUACGAGUGCAUUUGAUCGCAUCGUAAUUCCAGAGCAGGACUAUUCACUGCUGAUCAGUGUCUCACACACACACACACACACACGCACACACACACACCCAGACACACACAUACACGCACACACACGUACAAAGCUACAAUGCAACCUGUUGAUGUACCACUAGUAUUGAAUACUGUAUAUUGUGUAUAGUCUAUAUUUGAGACAUUCAUUCCACUGUGGCACCACUGAGGACCAUCGUAUUGUUCUAUACCAGCAAUAAUGUUAAAUGCACUUAUGGACAUCACCCAAAGAAAACUGCCUUACAACCGCCUGCACUUGGCUAGGGACUGUAUGCAAGCACCGCCAGGGCCCGCGGACCCUGCUCUACUACAAUGGAACCUGUGGAGAACGGAGACCGCCUUAUAUGCAGACCUCUGUAUCCUGUUUGUUUUUGUGGCCUCUGUUUCGUUGGUGUUUAUUCCAUUGUCUUAAUCGGACUUCAGUGAUUCGCGUGGUAGCUUAAAGACGCCUCGCUUGUUUUUCAGGCCGUCGUUGGUAGCAGCCACGUCUGAAAACUAAAACAUUCCCACGGUCGUGAGGUGUGAAGCUUCUAACACACUGAAUGACAGCCAGACAAAGGAGGUUCACAUUGGAAUGACCACGCUUCUACUGCGUCUCUGGCCUAAAGGCCUUUGUGUCUUUAGAUCUGGGAUUGGAUUUGAAGUGUUUGGAGUUGCUUUGGCGUUGGUGUGUAAAUGCUGGGUUUUUUUGUGUCUAGGUUCCACAGCCGGUCCAUGACUGGCCGGUGGGACCCUCAGUGUAGCGUCUUGAUAGGAAGCUGUAGGAGCCGGUUUGCUUUCCUCAGACCCUGGGCACCGUCUGCCCAACAGACCUCACAGCGUUUUUCAUAUGCUGACAGUUUUCUACUACGACCCAAACCUUGAGACCGUCCAUUAAGAAAAUGUUCAUUAGUUUUCGCAGAAAGCAAAUCCUUUAAGUGCUUUUUAUUCCUCUGGUGACGUUUCAUAAACGUUCAAAGCAAGUGACCAUUUACACAUGAUGUGUGUAUGUCUCACGUGUCUGUGAUGAAGACGUGUCAGACUCUGCUGUCUGUGCACUAAUGUGUUUGCAGGCGUCGUGUCCGUGUGCCUGUAUUUUACUCCCAGUGGCUGUUUGAGGCCGGUGUCGCCUCCGCGCCAGUGAUUCCCUUUGUUUCUGAUGUCAUUGUACCUUUUGCUUAAGGAAAGACUGUAAAUAGAAACUCAAAGACCAAAAUACACGUCACACACGUGCCUUCACGCCUUCAGUGUGUGUGUAUUGGUGACUCUUAACUGGACUAAAUACCUAUAAAUGUUACCUUGAACGGUUUGUUUCAUGCUGUUCUUUAUUAUUUACCUCUUAUGUUUUUGCUUUCACAUUUCCUACCGUGUGUGUAUAGAAAGAUUCUCUAUUUUGUACUGUUUUGUCUUUUCCUCUCGAUUAAAAAUAAUUUCCAGUAAA
Molecule: messenger RNA, 6313 nt
Organism: Betta splendens (Siamese fighting fish)
Lineage: Eukaryota; Metazoa; Chordata; Actinopteri; Anabantiformes; Osphronemidae
Gene: hdac7a
Product: histone deacetylase 7a
Exons: 27
Coding region: 1076-3970 (964 amino acids)
Biological process (GO): chromatin organization; negative regulation of transcription by RNA polymerase II
Cellular component (GO): histone deacetylase complex
Molecular function (GO): histone deacetylase activity
Source: RefSeq, a predicted model, not a curated record